Messenger RNA from Sinocyclocheilus anshuiensis, 2286 nucleotides. Its product is annotated as serine/threonine-protein kinase NLK2-like. Lineage: Eukaryota; Metazoa; Chordata; Actinopteri; Cypriniformes; Cyprinidae. Gene Ontology annotation, biological process: protein phosphorylation. The record is from RefSeq and is a predicted model, not a curated record. The transcript is spliced from 13 exons. The coding region runs from base 251 to 1678 and encodes 475 amino acids. Gene Ontology annotation, molecular function: ATP binding; MAP kinase activity.
CACACUCAGCCCUCCUUUCUCUCACUCCAUCCCCCUCUUCCAACUCCUCCUUUUCCCUCUCCACCGCUAAUUCCAACAGCUGAUUUCCAGAUCAGAGAGAGAGAGAGGAACACGGCGAGACAGUCCAGGGUUGGAGUCGGCUGCAGCAGAAGGAUUUAAAGCGAGCAGAAAUGCGGGGAGAGCGCUGCGAUCCGCCAGCGUCCGUCAUGAAGAUCUGAGCUCCGCCGCCGCUGCCAUCAGCUCCGAGAGGAUGGCUUUCCAUGGAUCCUCUCGGCCAACAGUGUGUGGUAACUUGUUCCCUGGAUCAGACUUAGGCCACAAGUAUUUUUGUGUCAACACCACGACCGGCACUACCUCAACGGGCCUCAGCGCAACACCAAAUCCGACUGGACCCAACGCUCCCGCUGGGACUCCCAGACACCCGGCGUCUCUCGGGGGCAGCGCAGGCGGAGGUGCGGCCAUCCCACAACCUCACAGUAACCCAGCAAGUGAGGUUCCAAGUCCUNCUGAAAUGGAGCCUGAUCGGCCUAUCGGUUAUGGUGCAUUUGGGGUGGUCUGGUCUGUGACGGACCCUCGGGAUGGACGUAAGGUGGCUCUGAAGAAAAUGCCGAAUGUCUUCCAGAACCUGGUCUCCUGCAAACGUGUGUUCAGGGAACUCCGGAUGCUGUGUUUCUUUAAACACGACAAUGUGCUGUCUGCCCUUGACAUUCUCCAACCUCCACAAAUCGACUGCUUUGAGGAGAUAUACGUGAUCACUGAGCUCAUGCAGAGUGACCUACAUAAAGUCAUCGUUUCCCCUCAGCCUCUCACCACCGAUCACAUCAAGGUGUUCCUCUACCAGAUACUCAGGGGGCUGAAGUACCUGCAUUCUGCAGGCAUUCUGCACAGAGACAUCAAACCAGGGAACCUGCUGGUCAACAGCAACUGUCUGCUAAAGAUUUGUGACUUUGGCCUGGCGCGAGUGGAGGAGCCGGAUCCUUCUCGUCACAUGACCCAGGAGGUGGUGACGCAGUAUUACCGUGCUCCAGAGGUUCUGAUGGGAUGCCAGCAUUACACUUCAUCUAUAGAUGUCUGGUCUGUAGGCUGCAUCUUCGCAGAGUUGCUGGGCAGACGUAUUCUUUUCCAGGCUCAGAGCCCCAUACAACAGUUGGAUCUGAUCACUGAUCUCCUCGGGACUCCUCCUCUUCCUGCCAUGGCAUCCGCGUGUGAAGGAGCACGAGUGCACAUUCUUAGAGGACCCCACAAACCACCCUCGCUGUCUGUUCUGUACAUGUUGUCAGAUGGAGCAACACAUGAAGCUGUUCAUCUUUUGUGCCGCAUGCUAGUUUUUGAUCCAGCUAAGCGCAUCUCGGGCAGUGAUGCUCUGUCUCAUCCAUAUUUGGAUGAGGGUCGUCUGCGGUACCACACCUGCAUGUGUAAGUGCUGUUACUCUGUGCCCAGCGGGAGGGUGUACACCCGAGACUUUGAGCCGCCUGCGGAUCGACCUUUCAGCCACAACUAUGAGCAGAGCAUGCACUCCGUCUGGCAGGGCAAAGAGCUCAUCCAUCGUUUUAUAACAGAGCACCAGCAAGGCAAGCGAGUGCCUUUGUGCAUCAAUCCCCAGAGUGCAGCCUUCAAAACCUUCAUUAGAUCCACAGCCUGGCAUUCCUCAAAAGUAUCAAGGAAAGAAGAGAGAUGAGGUGGAUUCUGGGAAAUGUGGAUCAUAGGAGCAAGCAUGCUUUGGAGAUGAAGAUAUGGAUCACAUGCUUUUGAAUGAACUCUCAGCACUCAUUCCAAUUCGACAUGGGGAUUUCUCAGAAAAACAGAUCCACUUAAACGACACUGAUGAAUAAUGCUUUUGAUGCUGCUGAGAACACUUUUAUACUGACUGUGUGCUUGAGGAUUACGGGAAAUAUAAUUUUCCACAGAAAUAAAAAAAAAGAAAAGAAAAUGGAUUGUUGAAUAUGACUAAAUGAGCCAACGUCAAUGUUGUGCAAUACAGAUAUCUGGAAUAAUGCAAAUGACGAGACUGCGCUGACCAUGAUUUCACUAACGGAUGAGAUGACAGUGCCCACAAGUCCAUGGCAUCGCCCGUGCAGCCAUCUUUACUCAGAGAGUAUCUCCAAACUCUGUCCAUAGACUUUUAUCACUGUGUUCUUUUUGCGGGUUCUUAGGUUUUAUUCUUAAACUUCUGAUAACCAAAAGUUCUUAAGUCUUCUUUCUUUGUUACUGCUUCCUCAUUCAAUUGAAUGUUUUCUGUUCGAUAUCACUCAGAUUUUCUAUUAAUUUUUUUCUUUACUGUUAUUG